AUGUGGGAAUUUCUAAUUCCGAAGGCUAAACAAGCAUCACACCACCGACAUGAUAUACCCCACCGGAGCGUUCUAAAAGCGAGCUUUGAUAGCAGUUCUAAGACAGUAUGCGUUGCAUACGUUGACAAAAAGAAGAAGCGCCAUAAAUUGGUUAUUCUUGAAGGAGCAGUUAGAGAAGAAGAGGCAUCCUUUGCUGGAGAGUGGACGGAAUCAGUUAUGAAGCUAGCAUAUGAAGAUUUCGGCGUCAAGCGCUCACGCAAACUUAUGAUCUUCGUCAAUCCAUUUGGAGGGACAGGGAAAGGAGCGACCAUUUUCGCAACAAAGAUCGAGCCACUGCUCAAAACAGCAGGCUGCGUGCUUGAAGUAUUAUAUACUACACAUCGAGGACAAGCCCGUGAUGUUUCGAGCAAGCUGUCGCUGGAUUUCGACGCUGUGCUCACUGUUUCCGGAGAUGGGUUGAUUCAUGAGGUGUUGAAUGGCUUCAGCGAACAUAGCAACCCUCGAGGUGCAUUUGCAAUUCCAAUUUGCCCAAUACCGACAGGGUCAGGAAAUGGCUUGUCUCUCAAUUUGUUAGGAUAUGAGGACGGUUUCGACGUAGUUGCUGCGGCAUUAAAUGCUGUUAAGGGGAAGCCAAUGAAUGUCGAUUUGUUUUCUUUCACGCAAGGUGAAAGGAGAAGCAUCUCAUUCAUGUCCCAGGCUAUGGGCCUGAUGGCCGACCUGGACAUCGGUACGGAGCAUCUCCGUUGGAUGGGUGAUUCAAGAUUUCUUUACGGAUUUCUACGAGGGAUUAUCGCCUUCAAACCCUGUCCAGUACAGCUCUCGUAUAGGUUGGUAGAGAGUGAUAAAAACAAGAUGGCUGAAUUUGCGCACUCCAAGAGAGCAGAAACCACAACCAUUUCAUCUUCGGAGUCCCAGGUUUCCGAACUAGAAAGUAAAGUAGAAGGUGCUAUGCCUACGUUGAAGUAUCUUCCUGACGACGAGGAUGGCUGGACUACAUUUGAUAAACCCGUACUCUAUGUGUACGCUGGUAAAGGACCGUAUGUUGGACGUGAUUUCAUGGCAUUCCCCGUAUCUCUUCCCAACGACGGCCUGAUUGAUGUGGCCGCAAUGAUCAAGAGCACCAGAGGUGAUAUGAUCGCGUCCAUGGAUGGAGCACCCGAAGGCGUGGGUUACUGGCUCCCAAAUAUACACUACGCAAAAGUUCAUGCGUAUCGCAUAAAACCACUUCACCCAAAGGGAUGCUUGGCCGUAGACGGUGAAGCAUUUCCCUUUGAACCAUUCCAGGUUGAAGUUCACCAAGCGGUCAAAUUGGACGCUGUGGAAAGGCAAGGGCUAGAUGAUUGGAAAGCUUCCCCCCCAAGACAGACUUUUGUGGAUGGGCUGAACGUCGAGCAUCUUUCUGAUCUUUACAUCACACUACCAACUCGCGAUGGCAGCAAAAGGCCGUAUGAAGCCCCAGAACUGGGCGAUCCGCUGCCAUAUGGGCACCACCUCGCGUUCUUUCACGCGCGCAGGUCUGAAGAACAGCUACGCAAGGAUGGAACAGAUGAAGACAUCUCCCCUCCAGCGCCAUUCACCAAAAGGAUGUGGGCUGGUGGGAAGAUAUUGUGGAAAAACGACAAUCCUUUACUGGUGGGGAAGAGAACUAUGGGAGUCUCAACUGUUGCUGGUGCGGAGGAGAAAGGGUUUGAUAAAGGAAAACCCAUGGUAUUCAUCACUCAGAAGAUAGAAUUUACUCAGGAAGGCCAGCGAGUACCUUCUGUUGUCGAAGAAAGAGCACAUGUAUACUUCCACGCAGAAAUAUUUUCCAACAGAAAGAAAGUCUUUGAUCGCGCAGUAAACGAUAUCCCAACUACUGUUGACUUCUCAUUUGAAUAUACGCCAACGCCGAUUACAUUAUUUCGAUACUCCGCAUUGAUGUUUAAUGCACACCAUAUUCAUCUUGACAAGGAGUAUUGCGAAAAAGAGGAAGGCUAUCCUGAACGCGUGGUACAUGGACCACUCACAGCUCAAAUGCUGUUAGAGACCGUCAACAUUCAUUUCCCUGAUCUCAAGUUCCAAAAGUUCGAAUACCGUGCCACAAACCCCUUAUUCGUCAAUCGUAAAUUGACCAUAAAUGGAAAAUGGGUCGACAAGUCCAACAUCUUGGUAUGGUGCAGCGAUAUGAACGGAAUAGUCGGGAUGACCGGAAAGGUCUUGACACAGUAA
Psilocybe cubensis is the source of this 2208-nucleotide messenger RNA. RefSeq lists its product as uncharacterized. Gene Ontology annotation, cellular component: mitochondrion. The transcript is spliced from 14 exons. Bases 1 to 2208 code for a protein of 735 amino acids. Gene Ontology annotation, molecular function: (3R)-hydroxyacyl-[acyl-carrier-protein] dehydratase activity; kinase activity. The record is from RefSeq and is a predicted model, not a curated record. Lineage: Eukaryota; Fungi; Basidiomycota; Agaricomycetes; Agaricales; Agrocybaceae.